Molecule: messenger RNA, 7314 nt
Organism: Myripristis murdjan (pinecone soldierfish)
Lineage: Eukaryota; Metazoa; Chordata; Actinopteri; Holocentriformes; Holocentridae
Gene: cltcl1
Product: clathrin, heavy chain-like 1
Exons: 33
Coding region: 282-5333 (1683 amino acids)
Biological process (GO): receptor-mediated endocytosis; intracellular protein transport
Cellular component (GO): extracellular exosome; clathrin coat of trans-Golgi network vesicle; clathrin coat of coated pit
Molecular function (GO): clathrin light chain binding; structural molecule activity
Source: RefSeq, a predicted model, not a curated record
AGCGGUUUGCACACAUGGCACACCAGUAGUGAAAGUGGACUAGUUUUCUUAGCGGAGGUGCGGACUUUUUGGUUCAGGAUUGUUGUAGGGGGCUACUGAAUGGGAGCAGUCACUGGAUUCGUGUGAUACCAACGCAAGCCGCCCAGACUACCUACUACCCAUCAUAUUUGACUUUUGGGGACGUUUAGGGCACAAACAAUACAAGACCACAUCCUUUCCUCCUUCUGUCCCCUUCCCCUUUCCUUCCGUACGGAUUCUCCAGACAGAUAAAUCCUCAAGAAAUGGCUCAGAUACUGCCGAUACGAUUUCAGGAACAUCUGCAGUUGCAGAACUUGGGGGUGAACCCAGCCAACAUUGGGUUCAGCUACCUGACCAUGGAGUCGGACAAGUUCAUCUGCAUCAGAGAGAAGGUGGGCGAGCAGAACCAGGUGGUGAUUGUGGACAUGUCUGACCCGACCAACCCCAUCAGAAGACCAAUUUCUGCUGACAGUGCCAUCAUGAACCCCGCCAGCAAGGUCAUUGCCCUUAAAGACGCUGCCAAGACGCUGCAGAUCUUCAACAUUGAGAUGAAGAGCAAAAUGAAGGCACACACCAUGACAGAGGAGGUCAUGUUCUGGAAGUGGAUAUCGGUUAACACCGUUGCCUUGGUGACCGAUACCGCCGUCUUUCACUGGAGCAUGGAGGGGGAUUCCCAGCCUACCAAAGUAUUCGAUCGGCACGCCAGUCUGGCCGGAUGUCAGAUCAUCAACUACAGAACUGACGAACAACAGAAGUGGCUACUGCUGAUAGGAAUUUCGGCACAGCAAAAUCGCGUGGUUGGGGCAAUGCAGUUGUAUUCUGUGGAAAGGAAGGUAUCGCAGCCCAUCGAGGGCCAUGCUGCAGCCUUUGGGGAAUUUAAGGUGGAGGGAAAUGCCAAACCCUCCACCCUCUUCUGCUUUGCCGUGCGCUCUCAGGCUGGGGGAAAGUUGCAUAUCAUUGAAGUUGGACAGCCAGCUGCGGGAAACCAGCCCUUUGCAAAGAAAGCAGUGGAUGUCUUCUUCCCUCCAGAGGCCCAGACAGACUUUCCCGUAGCCAUGCAGAUUGGUGCGAAACAUGGUGUCAUAUACUUGAUCACAAAGUACGGUUACAUCCACCUGUACGACCUGGAGUCUGGAGUGUGCAUCUACAUGAAUCGGAUCAGUGCAGAGACCAUCUUUGUAACGUCUCCUCAUGAACCCACAUCUGGAAUUAUUGGGGUCAACAAGAAAGGACAGGUGUUGUCAGUGUGUGUGGAAGAGGAGAACAUCGUGAACUAUGCCACCAACGUCCUGCAAAACCCAGACCUGGGCUUGAGGAUGGCUGUGAGGUCGAACCUUGCCGGGGCUGAGGAGCUUUUCGCCAGGAAGUUCAACACUCUGUUUGCCCAGGGAAGUUAUUCAGAGGCCGCAAAGGUCGCUGCCUCGGCACCCAAGGGUAUCCUGCGGACAGCGGAGACCAUCCGUAAGUUCCAGAGUGUCCCGGCCCAGCCCGGCCAGGCCUCUCCCCUGUUGCAGUACUUUGGUAUUCUGCUGGACCAGGGCCAGCUCAACAAGUUUGAGUCUCUGGAGCUGUGCAGGCCUGUCCUCCAGCAGGGCCGCAAGCAGCUGCUGGAGAAGUGGCUGAAGGAGGACAAGCUGGAGUGCUCAGAGGAGCUGGGAGAUCUGGUGAAGGCCUCUGACCCCACCCUGGCUCUUAGUGUGUAUCUCCGAGCCAACGUCCCCAACAAGGUCAUCCAGUGCUUUGCUGAGACCGGCCAGUUCCAGAAGAUCGUGCUGUAUGCCAAAAAGGUGGGCUACACCCCAGACUGGGUGUUUUUGUUGAGGAACGUGAUGCGGGUCAGUCCAGACCAAGGGCUGCAGUUUGCCACGAUGCUGGUCCAGGAUGAGGAGCCGCUGGCUAACAUCAACCAGAUUGUAGAUGUGUUUAUGGAGGGCAGUCUGAUCCAGCAGUGUACCUCCUUCCUGUUGGAUGCCUUAAAGAACAACCGCCCUGCCGAGGGACACUUACAGACACGCCUGCUGGAGAUGAACCUCAUACACGCCCCCCAGGUAGCAGAUGCGAUCCUGGGGAACCAGAUGUUCACCCACUAUGACCGUGCCCAUGUUGCUCAGCUGUGUGAGAAAGCAGGUCUGCUGCAGAGAGCUCUCGAACACUACACUGACCUGUACGAUAUCAAACGGGCCGUGGUGCACACGCAUCUGCUCAACCCCGAGUGGCUGGUGAACUUCUUUGGCUCGCUGUCGGUCGAGGACUCGUUGGAGUGCCUCAGGGCGAUGCUGUCAGCUAACAUCAGGCAGAACCUGCAGCUGUGUGUCCAGGUAGCGUCUAAGUAUCACGAGCAGCUGGGAACUCAGGCGCUGGUGGAGCUGUUUGAGUCCUUCAAGAGUUACGAAGGCUUGUUUUACUUCCUCGGGUCGAUUGUAAAUUUCAGCCAGGAGCCUGACGUUCAUUUUAAGUACAUCCAGGCUGCCUGCAAGACCGGCCAGAUCAAAGAAGUGGAGAGAAUCUGUAGGGAGAGCAACUGCUAUGACCCAGAGAGGGUUAAAAACUUCCUCAAGGAGGCCAAGCUCACAGACCAGCUUCCACUCAUCAUUGUCUGCGAUCGCUUUGACUUUGUUCAUGACCUGGUGCUCUACCUCUACCGCAACAGUCUGCAGAAGUACAUCGAAAUCUACGUUCAGAAAGUGAAUCCCAGUCGUUUACCGGUGGUGAUAGGUGGUCUGCUGGAUGUGGACUGCGCUGAGGAUGUCAUCAAGAACCUGAUUAUGGUGGUCAGAGGGCAGUUUUCUACAGAUGAGCUGGUAGAAGAGGUCGAGAAGAGGAACAGGUUAAAGCUUUUAUUGCCAUGGCUGGAGUCCCGUAUCCAUGAGGGCUGCGAGGAGCCGGCUACCCACAAUGCCCUGGCCAAGAUUUAUAUUGACAGCAACAACACACCUGAGCGCUUCCUGAAGGAGAAUCCGUUCUACGACAGCGCAGUGGUCGGGCGCUACUGUGAGAAGAGAGACCCCCACCUGGCCUGUGUGGCCUAUGAGAGAGGCCAGUGUGACCUGGAGCUCAUCAAAGUAUGCAAUGAGAACUCCUUGUUCAAGAGUGAAGCUCGCUACCUGGUGCGACGAAAAGAUCCAGAGCUGUGGGCCAACGUGUUGGAGGAGAGCAACCCCUUCAGACGACCGCUCAUCGACCAGGUGGUGCAGACAGCCCUGUCUGAGACGCAGGACCCAGAGGAGGUGUCCGUCACAGUCAAGGCCUUCAUGACCGCAGACCUGCCAAAUGAGCUGAUUGAAUUGCUGGAGAAGAUUGUACUUGAUAACUCUGUCUUCAGCGAGCACAGAAACCUCCAGAACCUGCUGAUUCUGACGGCCAUCAAGGCAGACCGCACUCGUGUGAUGGAGUACAUCAACCGGCUAGACAACUAUGACGCUCCGGACAUUGCUAACAUCGCCAUCAGCAACGAGCUCUUUGAGGAGGCUUUUGCCAUUUUCAAGAAGUUUGACGUCAACACCUCAGCCAUACAGGUAUUGAUAGAGCACAUAGGGAACUUAGACCGGGCCUACGAGUUUGCCGAGCGCUGUAAUGAACCUGCGGUGUGGAGCCAGCUGGCCAGAGCUCAGCUGCAGAGAGACCUGGUCAAGGAGGCCAUUGACUCCUACAUCAAAGCUGACGACCCCUCAGCAUACAUGGAGGUGGUCAACGCAGCCAGCAAGAACAAUAAUUGGGAAGACUUGGUUAAGUUCCUGCAGAUGGCUCGAAAGAAAGCCAGGGAGUCUUAUGUGGAGACGGAGCUGAUCUUUGCUUUAGCGAAAACAAACCGAUUGGCUGAGCUAGAGGAGUUUGUCAGCGGGCCCAACAAUGCUCACAUACAGCAGGUGGGCGAUAGGUGUUACGAGGAGGGGAUGUACGAAGCAGCCAAGCUCUUGUACAACAAUGUGUCCAACUUUGCUCGCCUGGCAUCCACGCUGGUCCACCUCGGGGAAUAUCAGGCAGCUGUUGACAGCGCCAGGAAAGCCAACAGCACUCGCACAUGGAAGGAGGUAUGUUUUGCGUGUGUGGACGGUGAGGAGUUUCGCCUGGCUCAGAUCUGCGGCCUGCACAUAGUGAUCCAUGCCGAUGAGCUGGAGGACCUGAUCAGCUACUACCAGGACCGAGGAUACUUUGAGGAGCUAAUUGCUUUGCUGGAAGCUGCUCUGGGCCUGGAGAGGGCCCACAUGGGCAUGUUCACCGAGCUGGCCAUCCUCUACUCCAAGUUCAAACCUCAGAAGAUGAGGGAGCACCUGGAGCUCUUCUGGUCCAGAGUUAAUAUCCCAAAGGUGCUACGUGCAGCGGAGCAGUCUCACUUAUGGGCAGAGCUGGUUUUCCUUUACGAUAAAUACGAGGAGUACGACAACGCCGUCAUCACAAUGAUGUCACAUCCAACAGAUGCAUGGAAAGAGGGACUGUUCAAAGACACUAUUGCCAAGGUUGCCAACGUGGAGUUGUACUACAAAGCGCUUUCCUUCUAUCUGGAAUAUAAGCCUCUGCUUCUCAACGACCUGCUGACCAUUCUGUCUCCACGGUUAGACCACAGUCGAGCCGUCAACUUUUUCACAAAGGUUAACCAGCUGAAGUUGGUCAAGCCUUACCUUAGGUCUGUCCAGAGUCACAAUAACAAGGGAGUCAACGAAGCUCUCAACAACCUGCUGACAGAAGAGGAAGACUACCAGGGCCUGAGAGCGUCUAUUGAUGCAUAUGACAACUUUGACACCAUCGGCUUGGCACAGAGAUUAGAGAAACACGAGCUGAUCGAGUUCAGACGUAUUGCUGCCUACCUGUACAAGGGCAACAACCGCUGGAGACAGAGUGUCGAGCUCUGCAAGAAGGACAAACUCUACAAGGAUGCCAUGCUGUACGCUGCGGAGUCUAAGGAUGCUGAGCUGGCGGAGACUCUGCUCCAGUGGUUCCUGGAGGAGGGCAGGAAGGAGUGUUUUGCCGCCUGCCUGUUUGCUUCCUACGACCUGCUUCACCCUGACGUGGUGCUGGAGCUCGCCUGGAGGCACAACAUCAUGGACUUCGCCAUGCCGUACUUCAUCCAGGUCAUGAGAGAGUAUCUCACCAAGGUUGAUGAGUUUGCAGAGAAGGUGACGGUGGACAAACUGGAGGAGGCAGAAAGCCAAAGAAAAACCGAAGAGGAGGUGACAGAGCCUCAGCCCAUAGUGUUUGGUCAGCAGCUGAUGUUGACUGCCAGUCCCACUCCAGUGGCUCCCCAGCCGACGUACCCCGGCUAUGGCUACACCGCAGCCGGUUACGCUGCUCAGCCCACGUACGCUUUCAACAUGUAGGCCUGGUGUACCCGCUACCCAGCCCCCCACCCCCUCCCCCACCCACCACGGACCUGAACCAUACCGGAUUUUGCUGCUUGGGGUCACAACCAGCCCGCCUACAGAACGGAGACCCCCCUGAGACUCUCACCACCACCACCACCACCACAAACUCAUCUGGAUGUCAUUCUCAAGAAGGCUCCACCCUGAAGGAUCCCAGCCCUGUUCACCAUCGCCUGUAAGAAACCAAGGAAAAAACAAACAAACAAAAACAACAACGCCCCGCCCCCACAUCUUCAUCCCAGCAGCCCCAACAGAAACUGUGUCUCAGCCCUUCAUCUCUCCUUUCUCUACACGCAGUUUCUCUCCUCUUCAGCAGAGAAGGAUGACAUCACAGCUGUUGGAUCUGCCCCCACCCCGCUCUCCGCCCCCCCACCCAGACAGUGACAACUACAUCACCUAAUUACACAGCAUGAAGUCACCUCUCAGCUCCCAGAGGAAACAAUAUACCGAGGAUAACGUUAGCAACAUCAAGCCACUCUCACUAUCCAGCUGUCCCGUUGCUGUUCCAUGUAGACUGUAUUAACCAUAGAGCAGCUUUUUAUGAUUAUUGAUUUUUUUUCUCUCUCUCUUAGAGAUACAGCACUGAUGAGGAAGAGACUUGGUUACUAAGGAGUCAAGGGGCAGGGGGACGCACAGGACGCGUGCCUCCCCCCCGUCCCUCCAGAAGCACUGCUAAGGCCUUACACUUAGAGGAGGUGGCAAAACUGGGUCAUUAUUCAUGUUUAUUUUCACAACUGUCUCGUGCUCUGAUUAUCAGACAGUUGACUGUGCAAUAGUUUUGUUUGUCCUUUGCAACAGGUACGAAGUGUUUUGAACAAGGCAAUGCUGUAUACGGACUAUGGACAUGUGUUUCUGAGGUUAUGGUACUGUGUGUGUGUGUGUGUGUGUGUGUGUGUGUGUGUGUGCAUGUGUGUAUGCGUAGCCUCUAAAGCCUUUGAGGGAUUUGUCACCAAAACCAAGAGACACUCAAUGAUACCCCCCCACCCCAACAUAUACAUACACACUCACACACACACACACACAGAAACACAGAUACACACACACGAUACGCCCCUCCCCUGCAGCCGCAACACUUUGCCAAGCCAGAGUGGAAGCUCUUGUCAGUCGAACGUCGAUAUCUCUGCAAUACUGGAAAUCUGGAGCGUCAUGAUUGUGACAAAAAGACAAAAGAGGACGGGGAAAUUUGAAAAGAAGCAAAACAAAACAAAACCGUAAACACAAUGCUAUGUGCUGUUGUCUGUGCAUGUGCCGCCAAACUAUAAUGCUGCAUCCAGGAGCACAAUUUUCAUGUUACACUCGAGUAUAUCAAGUAUUACUAAUGUUGUGUCAAAAAUUAAGUGAUGUACUUUGGAAAAACCUUUUACUUUCUCACCCAAACUAACAGAGCGGUGAUGAAGCUCCAAUAGCAACCAGACUGAGGAGAUGAAAUGUAGGGGGAAACAUAGCUCACAUGCUUACAUCCUGGUGCCAGUGGUUCAAAAAUAAUCAUUAUUGUACUGAAAACAGUGUAUAAUUUAAGAUAUAUUGAAAUACCUAACUAAUCAAAGAAGUCAUAUAUUAUGGAAUACCGUACCAUAUGUAUUGUCUAUAGUGUAUUGUUGUAGUCUUAAAAAAAAAAAAAAAAGCAUAAUGAUUUUUGUAAGAAAAGGACAAAAUACAAAAACAGCAGGAUAAUAAAUGGUAAACUCUGCGGCGAGACUGCUCAAAAGUGGUGACAGUUUAGUGGCUUGUUUACUUCCUGUUUGAAGCAGAGUGUCUGUCUCGAGAGCAUUUUGUGGGUUACGCUGUCCUCCAGUUCUGUAUUAUACACUGAGCUCUGUCCCACCGUUGUGUCAACUUUGGAUUUGUCAAGAGGAAAGCAAAACCUUAGCUGCACACAAGCACUCCCUUUAUCUGCACAAGUCAUGCAUACAGAAAGAGAAAUAAAGUUUACACACAG